AUGAAGACGAUUGGCCGGAACCUCGCGUGCGUGCUAUUGGCAGCUGUCUUUGCGAAAAAUGUGCUUGCACAGAGUGCCGGGAAUAUCGGAUUUUCAAAAGGAUGCGGCAACGAGAUCCAAGCGCGAGCCAACGUCACGAGGCUCCGGCUGAUCUCGCGGACGAAUCCUGACGUCGACGAUCGUCGGAGUGUCCCGGAUGACGAGUCCAAAACGGAGGAUGAGAAAAGUGAUCGAGGCCUCGUGGAAUCCCGCACAUUUGGAAUAAAAAGAAUCCAGUUCAUGCUGAUGCCGAUGAUAUACAAAAUGGGAGUAAUGAUGACAAUGUUGAUGGUGCUGACGGUGGUCUCAGUGAAGGGACUUCUCGUCGGUAUCAUACUGUUAGUGCUGAAGCUCAGCGCGUUUCUGGGGAAAUUUUAUUCCUGGCAUCAUCACGGAGCGGCGCCAACAUGGUCGCCGCAGCAACCGAUUCACGUGCACGUUCACAAUAGCUUUCCUUACGCUCACGCACACGGCUGGGAGGCAAGCGGACCUGGAAUGGAAGACCAACACUAUUACUAUAAGGGAUAA
Messenger RNA from Dinoponera quadriceps, 567 nucleotides. RefSeq lists its product as uncharacterized. The record is from RefSeq and is a predicted model, not a curated record. Bases 1 to 567 code for a protein of 188 amino acids. The transcript has 3 exons. NCBI's taxonomy places the organism in Eukaryota, Metazoa, Arthropoda, Insecta, Hymenoptera, Formicidae.